Messenger RNA from Mercurialis annua (annual mercury), 1781 nucleotides. Its product is annotated as histone-lysine N-methyltransferase ASHH3-like. The coding region runs from base 225 to 1346 and encodes 373 amino acids. Gene Ontology annotation, cellular component: chromatin; nucleus. Gene Ontology annotation, biological process: regulation of DNA-templated transcription. The transcript has 14 exons. The record is from RefSeq and is a predicted model, not a curated record. Lineage: Eukaryota; Viridiplantae; Streptophyta; Magnoliopsida; Malpighiales; Euphorbiaceae. Gene Ontology annotation, molecular function: histone H3K36 methyltransferase activity; protein binding.
UUUGGCCGUUAUCGGUUCCUUUCCCCCUCCCUCUCUUUCUUUGUUUCAAACAUCUGCUCAGUUCACUCUCUCUCUCUACUUUCUCUCUCUACAUCUGCUUACGAACUGCUUACGUAAGUUCCUUUUCCAAUUUCUGUUUCUUUUUACUGCCAAUUUUCUCAGCCUGAUUUCUAGGCAAUAAUUCAAUUCAGUUUCCAAUUUUAUGAUCCACAUUACCCCAUGCCAUGCCUGUUGCUAAACAGAAUUUAGAUUGUGAUCAGAGUCGCAUCACCUUGGCUUUCAACAUGUUGCACAAGCAGAUAGGCGGCGACCCGGUUGAGUUUGAACUUCCUGAGUGGUUUAACAAAUGCAAACCUGUUGCAUCUUAUUCCUUCAUUAAGCGCAAUAUAUAUCUCACAAAAAGAGUUAAAAAACGCCUCCAAGAUGAUGGCAUCUUCUGUUCCUGCAGUUCAUCACCAGAUUCUAAUGAUGUAUGCGAUAGAGAUUGCCAUUGCGGAAUGCUCUUGUCUAGCUGCUCUUCAGGAUGCAAAUGUGGGACAUCAUGCCUCAACAAACCAUUCCAAAACCGACCAAUGAAGAAGAUGAAAUUAGUACAGACUGAGAAAUGCGGAGCCGGGAUUGUGGCCGAUGAAGAUAUUAAACGGGGAGAGUUUGUCAUAGAGUAUGUUGGUGAAGUUAUUGACGAUAAGACCUGUGAGGAAAGGCUUUGGAAUAUGAAACACCGUGGAGAAACAAACUUUUACUUGUGUGAAAUAAAUCGUGAUAUGGUAAUAGACGCCACAUACAAGGGGAACAAGUCCAGAUACAUAAAUCAUAGUUGUUCUCCUAAUACUGAGAUGCAAAAAUGGAUUAUUGAUGGUGAGACAAGAAUCGGCAUUUUUGCAACUCGUAAUAUAAAAACGGGCGAGCAUUUGACUUACGAUUAUCAGUUUGUUCAAUUUGGUGCAGAUCAAGACUGCCAUUGUGGUGCUGUUGAUUGCAGGAGAAAGCUAGGGGUUAAACCCACUAAGCCUAAGAUGUCUUCAGAUGCUGCCUUAAAAUUAGUAGCAUGCCAGAUGGCAGCAUCCUCUCCUAAACUGAAAGCAAUUUUAUCUGGAAAAGAUGUUUAUCAGAAUGGCGGUUUGCAUGCAGGGAGUUCUCAACAUGCUCUUUUUAAACAACAAACACACACUCGUAAUUGCAUUGGUGAAGUAAUUAAAUUCUUACAUCCACUUAAGGAGAGGUCUUUUGGGAUGAUAAAGAGAUUUGAUAAGCAUUCUAGGAAACAUGCAAUACUGUUUGAAGAUGGUUCCACUGAAUUUCUUGACAUGUCUAAAGAAGUUUGGGAAUUUGUAUCUGAUUUUUAACCCCAGGGUGGUGAAUGACUUCCAUGGACAAAAAUGUCAAGUGGAUGUUGAAUUGACUGCUCGGCGUGCCGUGCUUACAUAAAGCAAGGUUGAUCUUGCAUAGGAUAUAAACGAAUGUUGUUGUAUCAAAUAGGUUCAAUCAAUGCAAUUCUUUUCUUGAUACUAUAAAAGAACAGGAAACUGUAGUUAUCAUUCGUGAAGCAUUCAUCUGGAUAGCAGGCCGAUGAUACAAUACAAAUUCCCGUCGUACAUUCAUUCAUCGGCUUGCGAAUUUUAAAAGCCUGUGUUGAUUCUGGCAAUUGUAGUAGUAAAGGUUUGCUUCAUUGAUUUUGCAUAACAUGCUUAUAAAAUGCAGUCAACCAUGAAUCAACACUAUAUUCUAUUCUUGUAAUGCAUUAUGGCUAAUAACAAUUUGUCCACUAAGAUGUUCAUAAA